Penicillium antarcticum is the source of this 3351-nucleotide messenger RNA. RefSeq lists its product as uncharacterized. Gene Ontology annotation, cellular component: cytoplasm; nucleus. The transcript has a single exon. The record is from RefSeq and is a predicted model, not a curated record. NCBI's taxonomy places the organism in Eukaryota, Fungi, Ascomycota, Eurotiomycetes, Eurotiales, Aspergillaceae. Gene Ontology annotation, molecular function: protein binding. The coding region runs from base 1 to 3351 and encodes 1116 amino acids.
AUGCAAAACCAGGACAAUGUCUCUGCAGGCCUGAUGCAUACUGAAUCCCAGAUUGAUACAUCCGAUGCCUCUGCUGCGCCAAAUGUUCAAUUUGGCGGGGUUUCUGGCCAGCCAGAGACUCGUGGCACUAGGGGCGUGGAUGCGCCUUUUGGGUUCAAGCCUAGUACAGAUGAACGUCCAGCCUUUUGGGCUGGCCCUUCGCCGUCGCCGUGGCAUACCGGUGGACUAUUUGGAGUUGGAUCUGGAUCGUCAGCUAGGCAAGCGCAAAAUAUUACACCAGCUGGACCACCAGAGAAUCGUGGCACGAGGGGCAUGGAUGCGCUUUUCGGCUUGAAAUCGAGUACGGAUGCACGUCCAACCUUCGGGGCUGGACAUUUGCCUUCACCUUCGCAUGCUGCUGGACUAUUUCGGACUGGAACUUCAUCAUUUGGAACUGGGAUUCCACCUAAUCCUGAGCCAUUUGGAUUUGGUUCAUCUGCGAGGCCAGCGCAACACAGUUCAUUGUUUGGACCACCGGCGACAGGUAUGUCAACAGGCCCCGGCCGAUGUAUCGGUGUUUUCUCAACUGGGGAUGUGACUGAAACGAAAGUACCCGAGAAGCCGGAGACGCUCAUUCAAGCUGUCAAUCGCAAUUCGGUGGACGCGUUACAAGACUUGCUGCCUCUCACAACUAACCCCCAAGAGCUCGAUGAAGUAAUGGAUAUUGUGGCGAGCAAGGGCGAUGCAGUUAUGAUGAAGUUUCUUCUGGGCUCUGCUCGUGUGAACGUGGACGGUGCCUCCAAUGACACUCCCCUCUUUCGCGCAGCGCUUGGACAUCACCUUGAAGCAAUGAAACUACUUCUGGACUACGGCGCUGAUCCAAAGAAAAGGUCCAGAGGGUUGCGAUCCCAUGGCUGCAUCAUGGCUGGUAUUACUGUGCAGUUAUCCACGCCAUUGCAUGCCGUUGCGGGAUUCGACAAUGUGACCGGUGUUCAUACACGCAACGCAUUCCCACAGAUCGCGGAGGUUCAGCAGCGCGCUCGGGAAUGCUGCCAAUUGCUUUUGGAUGCUGGGUGUGACCCCAAUAGCCGGGGUUAUGAUGAAAACACUCCUCUUCAUUUCUGUGCAGCCAGUAAUCUUAUCGUGGUGGCGGAGACACUGUUGAAGCAUGGCGCAGACCCCUUUCCCGUUAAUAAAGCGGGUUUGAUUCCUCUUGCACUGGUUCGUCUAUCAACCGGCAGAGACAGUAUUCCCAUGAUCCAUUUGUUCACGCAACAUGGACGUAAACUGGAUGAGCCUUGUGGGAACGAUCGGAAAACUCCUCUCCAUCACCAGUUCCAAUUGCGGCAUGAUAUAGAUCUGAGCCUUUUAUCUCCUUCUGUGACUGACUGGAAUGUCGCGAACGCCAAGGGAGAAACUGUCUUGCACCAAGUCAUGAGCUGGACGCCUCUGCCAACAUACAAGUUGGUGUCAGAUCUGAUCAAAUUAGGAGCUGAUGUUCGAUGCAAAGACGACGCAGGCAUUCAGCCAAUCCAUAGUAUCAUCAGUCGUUAUGCACCCAAAUUUCUCGAAGGUCAAGGGCCUAUCAUUCGCCUACUUCUCGGCGUGGGAGCAAACCUGGAUGAAAAAGACCACGAAGGGAGAACUCCUUUACAUCAUUUGGUCAAUGAAGUAACUAUGAGGACCGGUAACUAUGGAGCUGUCUGCGAUUUUGUCAGAGAAUUUAGCCCUGAUGUCCACGCUGUCGAUCAUGAUGGGAAUGGUGUACUGCAUUUGGCGUUGCAGAAAGGGCCAGAAAGCUUCACGAUUUGUCUGUGGUCGCCUGCCAUACUGACUGGGUUGGUGGAAUUCGGCGCUGAUCCACGUCUCAUCAAUCGAUACGGUGAAAACCUGAUGCAUAUCCUGAUGAGAUGCAAUCAUGUGAAAGCUGGGAAUUUCCCUGUCAACAUCUUGCAAUUGCUAUUUGACUAUGGCAUUUCCAGCUCAUCUCAAGACGAAGAUGGGAAUACUCCUCUACACAUUCUUUGCUCAACAAAGUUGAAUUCUACAAUGAAAAAUUGGCUGAAGGACAAAGGCCUCGAACUUGUGCUCUCCUCUGGUGAUAUCGAUCUCCUUCAAACGCCCAACCAUGCGGGUAUGGAACCAAUUCACCUCGCUGCCGCCAAUUCAAAGCCACUUGUAUCGAAGCUUAUUUCUCGAGGUGUUUCAAUCUCCAACCAAACAUUGACAAACCAAAACGUUCUGCAUUUUGCCGCGUCAGCACGAGAGGGGAAUAAUGUCGGCCUCCUCAUUGCUGAAAGCCGAGCAAAGAAAACCCUGGACUCCCUCCUGAAUCAACGCGAUGGAAAUGGCUCCUCACCCCUCCACAAAGCCUGCCAGUCCGGGUCUCUGGAAUCUGUACUUUUUUUAGUCGAAGCUGGAGCGGAGGUUGAUAUCCAAGAUAACACCGGCGUUACACCCCUGGAUCUAUGUCGUAACAUCAUCGAUCAAGUCGAGCAAGCGGGUGUAGAAAUGUGGGAAACUCAAACCACCAGGAGCCACCUCUUUUACGAUGUGCAAAUCGGCUGCGAACCAAACCCGCAACCAAAUGAUGCUGGCCAGAUGAUGGAAAUAAUAUGUUUCCUCGAACAAGCCAUGGGUCAAAAGCCGCGACUCAGAGGAGACUACGAUCUAGAUAUUGCUAGACUCCCGUUCCGUCACUCCUUGUCCCGCUUUACAUCUGUAUUCCUUCGCGGCCAUUAUCAACCUAUCCAGAAAUUAAUCAACUCGGGAAUCAUCAUUCCUCUUAGAACUGGUGGGUCCGGAUACGAUCACAAAUUUGAACAGAAGAGCAGUGAUUUGCUGUCCCAGCUGAUCAUGGGCGGAUAUGUCUUUUUGUUCGACAUGAUCGCUGGAUCACUCCAAGACACACACUGGUCAAGUGGUCUGGAUGGUGCACCCCCUUACAUCCUCACAGCAGCGAUGCGAACUGAGCCAAACAUGCCAAUACUACGCCUGCUCGUAGAGAAAUACGGCGCUGAUCUCAAUGCAAAAGGCCCAGUCGGGAAUUGUAUAUGGGGUUCUCUUGACUAUGGCGCCUUGCAUAUGCUGGCCAGAGGUCAUAAUUGGUGGCAGAAUGGAGCGGUACAAUAUUUGCUGGAGCAGGGUGCUGAUGUAAAUUUGAAGGAUGGAUAUGGCAAGACACCGCUGAGGUUGACUGUUAUUAGCUUCAUUAAUGGUGCGCCAUUUAGCAAGGAAAUCAUGAGGACGUUGUUGGAGGGAGGUGCUGAUCCGAAUAUUGCGGAUGAUCGGGGUUGGAGACCUUUGGAUGAGGAGGUUGAUGAUGCUGAGGUUGUUGAUUGGCUUACCAGGGCGGGAAAGGGAUUAAGUUAG